Molecule: messenger RNA, 1866 nt
Organism: Notechis scutatus (mainland tiger snake)
Lineage: Eukaryota; Metazoa; Chordata; Lepidosauria; Squamata; Elapidae
Source: RefSeq, a predicted model, not a curated record
UGUCAUCGAAAAGGGUACAAUUGCCUAUCAGAACUGGGUCAUUCCAGGGAGUCCCAUCUACCGACAGUUUUGGCUCUUUGAUGUACAGAACCCAGAGGAGGUGAUGCAGAAUGGGUCUGCUCCAAUCCUUAAGCAAAAAGGUCCUUACACUUACAGGAUGCGCUAUAAGCCCAAAGAAAACAUCACCGAAUAUUUUGACAACACCCUCUCAUACUUCCAGCCGAACAUCAUCCGUUUUGAACCCGAUCUGUCCAUCGGCUCAGAAAACGACACUGUCACCACUGUCAACCUUGCUGUUGUGGCUGCACCAGCUUUGUUUAAAGCUGGACUUAUUCAAGCUUUGAUGGACAUCUGGAUGAAAUCUUCCAAAUCAAAUUUCCUCCAAACAAGAAGCGUGAAAGAAUUACUUUGGGGCUAUGAAGAUCCCUUCUUGAAGAAAAUCCCAAUGUCAAAAGUUACUAAGGUUGUAGGAGUAUUCUACCCUUACAAUGAAACAUCUGAUGGUCCUUACCAAAUUUACAGUGGAAAAGGUGAUUUAACCAAGAAAGGAUCUAUCCUCACUUAUAAUAAUAGCAGGACCGUUAAAUACUGGGAAAGUUAUUGCAGUAUGGUGAAUGGCACAGAUGCAGCUUCGUUCCACCCUUUUGUGAAUAAGAAUGAAGAGCUGCGUUUCUUUUCCUCUGACAUUUGCAGGUCAAUCUUCGCAAAAUUUGAAAGCGAGCAGAUAGUGAAAGACAUUCCCCUUUAUCGCUUCAUCAUCCCUCCAGCGGCUUUUGCAUCGCCCGUUACUAAUCCUGACAACAUUUGCUUCUGCACCGAUAUCAGCAUAAGCAGGAACUGUACAUUAGGUGGAAUGUUGGAUAUCAGCUCCUGCAAAGCAGGUAGACCAGUCUACAUCUCGUUGCCCCAUUUCCUGCAUGCGAGUAAGGAAUUUUUUCAGUUUGUUAAGGGAUUGAAGCCAGAUAACGAAGAACACAAAACCUUUCUGGAUGUAGAACCAAUCACAGGAUUUACCUUGCACUUUGCCAAAAGGCUGCAGAUUAAUCUAUUGGUGAAACCAAACCCAAAAAUCACAGCACUAAGAAAAAUUAAGCAUCACUUCAUCUUUCCUAUUUUGUGGCUGAACGAGACCGCUAUUAUCGGUGAUGAGAAAGCAGACGUUUUCCGAUCCAAAGUGACCAACAAGAUCAAACUGCUGAACUUCCUUCAGCUGGCACUAAUGAUCAUCGGAUCUGUGAUCUUUCUGGGAUUCCUAGUUGCUUUCUUCCUAUGCAAAGGAAAGAGCCCCAAAUAAAAAGAUGCUGCUGGUGAAACCAUCCAUUUCUUCCAAUUCCCAGCGGAAAGUAGACUUGCCUUCCUGGUGUUGGUGUUGGUUGUGCUCUGUAUAUGUAAAUAUCCUGGGGAAGAUGCCUGCAAUACAGCGGUGACAGAUAAAGUCACUUUUUCUAACCAGAACUCCAUUGACAUUCAGAUGCCCUAUUUUUACCUCAUCAGAAAGACUGGCAUGAAACCUGAACUUCUGGGUCUCUCUGAAGAAAAUCCCAUUUUCGCCCCCUUCAGAAUGAAACUCCAAUUUGGACUGAAGUUUGUUCUGCCAAUUCUGCAGCUCAACUGCCGUUUCCUCUGAGUUUGUUUGUUUUUUUACACCUUGGGUGUUGAAGAACGGGAACCGAAGUUACGAAGUUACACAACUGAGUGGCUGGGGUGGAAAAGGAUGAUGAUUAUUUUUUGCCUCCCAGCCCUCUGAAGAAAAGAGCCCUGUUGUGUUUGUCUUCAAAAGCUGUGACUUCUUUUUUUUUUUUUAAGAAGAAGAAGAGGAAGAAAGACCAACAAUUGUAGAAUAUUAAUUGCUAGUAAAGGACUUAC